Messenger RNA from Aplysia californica (California sea hare), 3134 nucleotides. RefSeq names its product gonadotropin-releasing hormone receptor. Lineage: Eukaryota; Metazoa; Mollusca; Gastropoda; Aplysiida; Aplysiidae. Gene Ontology annotation, molecular function: peptide binding; G protein-coupled receptor activity. The coding region runs from base 735 to 2393 and encodes 552 amino acids. Gene Ontology annotation, cellular component: membrane. Gene Ontology annotation, biological process: G protein-coupled receptor signaling pathway. The transcript has 8 exons. The record is from RefSeq and is a predicted model, not a curated record.
GCGCUGGUCAUCCCAUCAGCUCGCCAACUCGCUUGGUGGGGGGGCCUCCUCACUCACACCAAAAUACGCGCUCACCUUUAUACAACUGGAGCGUGUGAACCGACUCGGCUGUGGACAGUUAACUAAUGUAUUUUCUCUGAUUGUUUGUCAUGGAAUUGAACAAUUAAAGAUAUUUUUUACUGUUCAUCAUCAUAUUAUAAUCGUAAUGUUUUAGAAAAUGAAUCCUUUUAUUCGCAUUCUGGAUGGCUUAUGAGAAAGAAGAAACCUGCCUAUGGAAAAACAGGUAUCUCACAUUCAUGCAAUAAUAAAAAAGUGUUGCAAUGACGUCACAACAGGCUAGACUCUCUUGAAACAUGUGGAAUCAUUAACUCCUGAAAGUUCGUCUGUGACAUAUGUUUACGAUAUUUUAAAGCCUUUUUAGGUCUUUGUAUAUUUGAAGGAGACUGCAAUAACCAAGUUGAAUAAUCAAUCGUCUUUCAAAAAACUGUUGUGACUUGAGAUACACUAAAAGACAACCAUAAAUACUAAUAAUAUGCCGUGAACCGUGUUAUUUAAAUGAGAUCAACUAAAACAUGGUGUAACGGGAAACUGUAUAAAUAUUAUUAACAUAUUAUUAUAGCUGUAUUCCCAGUAAAUGAUCAACUCUUUUAACAUUUGGACGUUGGAUUUGUGCUCAAAUUCAGGAGUAUCUUAACCAUGAUUGAGGAUUCAUAAUCGUUACAAGAUUCAGCCCCAUGGACGGAACAGACAGCGAUGGGAGCAUACUGCAACGCGCAAAUCAGGCUUUUCUGGCUUCAAGUUCUGGGCCUUUGCAACUGCCAAUACCCUACAAUUUCUCCGCUCAGAACUCAUCAGUCCACAGAAAACGUCAUGACGUCUAUUCUCCAAGGUCUGCUCAUCACGAUUUCAUUUUAGCUUCCGACAAUAUCUCGUCACUUCUCCUCAACACGACGGCUCCAAACAUGAUCUCCAACAACUCAUCCUUCGAGUUCCAGUUCCUAAACACGACACACCCUUCUAAUGUGACGUUUGAAAACGCGCCAACCUUCACAACCACGAGUCUAAUAAAGACGAUCGUUUUCGGAAUUAUGUUCGGCAUUUCGUUCGUUGGCAAUAUGGCGACUAUAGUGCAGAUGAGACGUCUGCGACGCCGGAAAAGCACCAUCAACACGCUCAUCGUCAACCUGGCAUUGGCCGAUCUGCUCGUGACGUUCUUCUGUAUCGCCGGUGAGGCUGCCUGGACCGUCACGGUACAAUGGUUGGCGGGAAACGUCAUGUGCAAGUUCGUCAAGUACAUGCAGGUGUUCGCCCUCUACUUGUCAACGUACAUCACUGUGGCCAUCAGUCUUGACCGCUGUGUCGCAAUUCUUGAUCCCAUGAGAAGAAAUGGCGCGGCCCAGCGAGUUCGGACCAUGAUCGUCUUUGCGUGGAUAUUCAGUGCCUUGUUCAGUAUACCCCAGCCCAUCGUGUUCAAUGUCCUGCGGGGGCCUUUCAAAGAAGUGUUUUACCAGUGUGUCACCUUCGGCUCGUACGACAGUGCCUGGCAACUGCAGAUGUACGCCAUCGCCUCCCUCAUGCUCAUGUUUGUGCUGCCUCUGGCCGUCAUGGGCACAGCCUACGGGCUCAUCUUCACCACUAUCUCCAGAAAGUCCAAGGAGCAUUCGGUGAUGGACAGUAUUCAGAUGCCGGCGAGGAAGACCUGGGUCACGCGAUGGGUCAACUACAAACGCUACCUCUGUAUGGCCUUCUGUAGCAAGCCCAUCUCCAGACGGUCCUCCAUCAUGUCCAACUACUCGGAGGACCACGCCGCCAGGGGGCCGGUGCGGAGUUACCUCCUCCGUAAAGCCAAGCGGAAGUCGCUGAUCAUGUCUUUCGUCAUCGUUUUGGCCUUCAUGGUGUGUUGGACGCCCUACUACAUCAUCUUCAUCUGCAUCACCUUCCUGGACAAGGUCAUUGACCCGGUCAUCUUCAACUACUUCAGCUUCAUCGGACUGUCCAACUCCAUGCUGAACCCGAUGAUUUACGGAGCUUUCCAGCUUUGCAAGGUGCAAUUUUAUAAUCCAAGUUCUUGGAGAAGAAACGUAUGGCGAGGAACGUCGCCAAAGCUGCAGAGCUCCAACCCAAACCGCCGCUCCGAUUUUCCGCCAGGCACACCUGCUAGCAGCUCCAUCUCCCGGGACUCCAGGAACCGGCUGCUGGGUCAAGGUCAAGGAUGCCACUGCCAGACCUGUCACUACGAGGCCAAAGAACAGAAGGUGUGUAUCCCAGCGCUAGACAGGAAGGCACAGGCGAGCAAGACGUCGACAAAGUCUUCGGAGCGUUGUGGGAAGUUCACUCACAAGCAUUUCACCAACGGAGAAGUGAAGCAUUGCCUGUGUUUUCAUUCAUAUUGAGUUUGUUGGACGACAUUGUUCAAUAUUCUGAUCUCUGAGUUACCACGCGUUUUGCUACCUCGCUACCCUGGACUUACAAAGUUCUAACUACUCAGUACUAAGCUCUGAGGUACAUUUUGAGUUUCACAACAUGUCAAGCUUUUUCAAAAGCAAUUCUUUGAAUAUUUUGAUAACGACUCCGAAUAAUCUUAUGAUUUCAAUUAAGUAUAUUCAUGAUUUAAUUGCUCACCUCAUGGUCUUAGUAACUAAAAACGGCCUAAAAUGGCAUAUAAAGCUUUGCAAUUCUAAGGUAGCGAUGUGCUGGAACUAUUCUUUUUAACCUGUGCUCAAAUUGGGGACUACACACACUCACCUUUGUUACACAUACUGCCCGUAUCACGCUUGGGCUCAUAUCGUUGUAAAAUAAAAUAUUAAAGCUGUAUUUGCUAUUUACAUGUAUGAUAUUAUAAAUAUGUGGCCUGAAAGUGAUUUGUUAUGAGGUCAAAUCGGUCAUGUAUAGGGUAUUGUGUUAUCUAUCAUAAUAUAUGAUCUCAGAAAAAGAAGAAGGAUGAAGAAGUUCUUGAAAAUAUUUGAGAUUCGGGAACACAAUAAAAAGACGUUUGACAUAGGUUUCCAGCCACCAGUGCGUGGUAACAAAAGCCACAAUGUUUAUUCUGUUUAGUCAUUUCAACUAAAGAUCGUACAUAACAAGAUAGUUCACUCCUCUCUUUGAGCCUAUUAAAAAGUGUCCUCAAAAUCCGG